ACCGAGAAAAAAAAGGGGCGUCCAGCCUUAUAAGGAAAUGUGCGCGCAUGCGCAGAAGGUUAGCUCGGGCCGCCGGGUUCCAAAUUGGAAUGCGGCCCCGGAGAUAGAGCCCAAGAGACGGCGAGGAGCAGCGCCGGGACCCGAGCAGCACACAGCUCCGCCCUUCCUCUGAACCGAGUAGUCAGCCCCCCGGAUCUCAGGCACUCCCGGAACUUUGCUGGAUGCGCGUAUCACGGGACAAUGUUAGGGCAACAACAACAGCAGCAGCAGCAGCCGCCGCCGGGUUUCUACUACUCCCCGGGAGGCAGCAGCGGAGGGCUGGAUGAGAGCCAGCUGUCGACCUAUGUGGAGGAGUAUCUGGAGUGUAUGGAGUCCCUUCCCCUGGAUAUCCAAAGGACCAUCUCCUUACUGCGGGAGAUCGACACCAAGUACAUAGAAGCACUGAAAGAGGUUGAUGAGGUCUCGGAGAAGCAUUCAAAUGAAAGUGACCCACACCAAAAGAAGCGUUUACUACAGCAACUUCAGAGGGCUCUGAUUGUGACCCAGGAACUGGGUGAUGACAAAAUUCAGCUUGUCACACAGGUGCUGGAAUCGGUAGAAACUAGGACUAAGCAGAUCGAUGCCCUCUGCAAAGGCUUCUUUGAGCCAGAGGAAAGUGAAAAGCCUUUGGAAAAGUCCAAAUCUGAGCCCAAUACAGCUGAGCGCUCUACUCGGAGACCUCGCAGACAGCGGAAUAGCGAGAGUCGGGACUUGUGUCACAUGGCCAAUGGAACAGAUGAUGGUGAUGAACCACCCAAAGAAAAGAAGGCCAAGUCUUCCAAGAAGAAGAAACGAACCAAAGCCAAGCAGGAAAGGGAGAUGUCCCCGAUUCCGUUUGUAGUUGACCCCAAUGAGCCAACAUACUGCUUGUGCAAUCAAGUGUCCUAUGGGGAGAUGAUAGGAUGUGACAACGAUGAAUGUGCCAUAGAGUGGUUUCAUUUCUCCUGUGUCGGACUUACCUAUAAACCAAAGGGCAAAUGGUACUGUCCUGACUGCAGAGGGGACAAUGAGAAAACCAUGAACAAAAACACAGAAAAAACAAAAAGGGACCGGAGGUCAAGAUAAUAAUAUGAGGUUUUUUCUUUUUUAAGUGGGUUUCUUGUAUAGUUUUCUGGACUUUUUUUUUGUAUGUGGGAGCGAUGUUUUAGGUAUAAGUGAUACUAAUUUUAAUAGCAUUGCAAUAUUAAAAUUUGUUAUGGCUGUAA
Nanorana parkeri is the source of this 1244-nucleotide messenger RNA. It is a transcript of the gene ING2, whose product is annotated as inhibitor of growth family member 2. The coding region runs from base 241 to 1104 and encodes 287 amino acids. NCBI's taxonomy places the organism in Eukaryota, Metazoa, Chordata, Amphibia, Anura, Dicroglossidae. The transcript is spliced from 2 exons. The record is from RefSeq and is a predicted model, not a curated record. Gene Ontology annotation, biological process: positive regulation of DNA-templated transcription. Gene Ontology annotation, cellular component: nucleus.